Molecule: messenger RNA, 3091 nt
Organism: Homalodisca vitripennis (glassy-winged sharpshooter)
Lineage: Eukaryota; Metazoa; Arthropoda; Insecta; Hemiptera; Cicadellidae
Product: host cell factor 2-like
Exons: 4
Coding region: 73-750 (225 amino acids)
Biological process (GO): chromatin remodeling; regulation of DNA-templated transcription
Cellular component (GO): histone methyltransferase complex
Molecular function (GO): protein binding; transcription coactivator activity
Source: RefSeq, a predicted model, not a curated record
AUGGAGACCACAUACAUAGUGCGUGUGUUACUGUGUUAAAGAAUAAUGUGGAUGGGCUGAUGUUUUGCAGAUAUGGAGCUGCCGCGUUUGGAUCCAACUGUAUUAGGCCUACCACCGGAUUUUCCCCUACAGGGUGUUCAAGUGGACACAGAAAUAAUAGUCAUCACAUUUGACGACGAGGACAAGGACGAGGACACAACUGAUUCGGCCACAACUGAUUCGGCCAAAGAUGCUGAAUCUAUGUUGUACGAGAGAUUGUACACGGAUGUGUACCCGGAAGGGGCUCCAGGGAUGCCUAUACUCCUAGAAAUGUCCUAUUCACGAAAGGGUCUUCUUCAACUUUCAUGGGCACCACCCUUGAUACUAAAUGGGACCAUCAUUGAGUACUCAGUCGAUGUGGUUGUGGAUAUGCACAAACUACAGGAGGGAGAAGGAAACGAAGCCGUCGACUAUGUAAGAGUCCACUGCGGACUCAAAGAGAAUGCCAUAGUGCCAAAUAAGAUAAUAAACGCCGCCCAUAUCUUCCUAUCUGGAGGACCUUCGAUCUUGCUAAGAAUUGGUGCAUGCAAUAAGGAGGGCUAUGGGCCCGCCAAGUACAUAAGGUGGCUGCAGCUGCCUGGUCUGUUUGAAGGUAGGUCUGUAUUACAGUCUAUCCUUCCUUUCCAUUGUACAGAAGGGUCAAGGGAUCUGAGCGCGCGGCGAGGCUCUACUAGCCAUUUACGAAACAUUACGCUGUCAUUCUGUGGUUGAUUUAAAAUAAACUGAACUAUCGGAACACCUUUUAUUUGAAUCUAACCACGAGGCAAUUAAAUAAAUCAGUACAUUUUCCAGUUCUUGCUUCUUGGACCACGAGAAUACCGAAGGAUGGGCUAUAAGGGAAAGCCUGAUGUUCUUGCAAAAGACGCCUCUUUCUCCAGAGAAGCACGUAGAUCGCUUUGGCCCAUCUGUAAUAUAGUCGGACUAAUUACUUUAUAACUUUCUUACCUGUCUGCCAAUCAAUAUGGAAUUAUUCUUGGACACAGGAACAAAUUUUGGUAGGUUUGGUUUUGGUCGUCUUCAACUCACCACUAGUAGCAGCUGAAUAAAAAGACAAGUCACAAGGUGGGGACACAUACUCGCGACGUGUGUGUCGCUCCAGUCACCACACAUGUCCGUAUUCUGACCGAGCGCAAAAAUCUCACUGUUUAUACUAGAGCAUAUUUUUUUGGAUUUUAAAGUUAUAAUUACUUUCUUUUAAUGUUCAGCAAGUUGAAAAGUAAUGACUGAGUUAUAGUAUAAGUCUUUUCAUAGUAAAUGGCAAAACAUAGUAAAUAUAUGCUUUUUGUAACAUAUAUGUUUUUUCGUACUUUAAAAAUUUGUAACUGCAAAUAAAAUAUAUUAAUUUUAAGACUUUAUUGUAGUAAGAAGAACAAAAUAAAUAUAAAAUGUCAUAGAAACAUUUUAAAUCUGACCCCUAAAAAAUAUCGAAAAACAGCCUUUUCAAUACAUCCAGAAUGUAUAGAGUUUUGCGCAAAAUAAUUAAAUUCUUGUUAUUUUUAAAUUAAAAAUUAUUUUACAUAAAAUUACUAAUUAUACAACAUAUUUUAUACUUUUGUAUUAAUACAAACGUUAAAAAUGCCACCUAUUGUUUUCUGUAUUAAUUUUAUUAGGACAGUAAGAAAACAUUAAUUUGUUUACUGUAAGAAAGACUUAUUCACUUCUUCAAUACGUUUCUCUAUAUCCACCGUGCCCGUCAAAAUUCAAACUAACAGUGUCGGUGUGGACUUGCAGUAUGUUAUGGAUGUGAUAUUUCCCCAGCACUAGUUAAAAUCUGGCAGAACUGCUAAGACUCGACAACUGCAGGAGUUUUCAAGACUCUUAAAAUCGUGGCUGUGCUCUAUGCUACAGAAGUAGUAUCAUCAAAUCUAUCAUUGUCUUUUUUAAAGUUCGUUUGUUAAAAGUUAGGUAGUAAAUUGAGUUCCCAAUAGAUCGUUGGUUGUUACUGUACAGUAGGUCUAAGCUUUCCAGCUUUUUCUAUUCUAUCAUUGACUUAAUGAUCUUAUCUGGGUUUCUUAUGUUUCAGAUUCCAGGGCAACUGGCAAAGUGAAGAUUACAAAGUAGUUUUGUUGGGAGAUAAUCCUAUGCCUGUUUCAAAUGUAUUAAAUUUUGUAAAUAUGUUAAGUAUGAUCUAAAAGUUUCCUUUGUUAUUAUGAAGGGCACUUGUUUACUUGCAGCAAAUGUUCUUGUACUGAUCAAAUGUUUUUAUGCAGCUAUUUGUGUUAAAUUUUCUAUAUGUUUUUUUAAUGAUCUAAAAGUUUCCUUUGUUAUUAUGAAGGGCACUUGUUUACUUGCAGCAAAUGUUCUUGUACUGAUCAAAUGUUUUUAUGCAGCUAUUUGUGUUAAAUUUUCUAUAUGUUUUUUUUUAUGAUCUAAAAGUUUCCUUUGUUAUUAUGAAGGGCACUUGUUUACUUGCAGCAAAUGUUCUUGUACUGAUCAAAUGUUUUUAUGCAGCUAUUUGUGUUAAAUUUUCUAUAUGUUUUUUUUUUUAUGAUCUAAAAGUUUCCUUUGUUAUUAUGAAGGGCACUUGUUUACUUGCAGCAAAUGUUCUUGUACUGAUCAAAUGUUUUUAUGCAGCUAUUUGUGUUAAAUUUUCUAUGUUUUUUUUUAUGAUCUAAAAGUUUCCUUUGUUAUUAUGAAGGGCACUUGUUUACUUGCAGCAAAUGUUCUUGUACUGAUCAAAUGUUUUUAUGCAGCUAUUUGUGUUAAAUUUUCUAUAUGUUUUUUUAUGAUCUAAAAGUUUCCUUUGUUAUUAUGAAGGGCACUUGUUUACUUGCAGCAAAUGUUCUUGUACUGAUCAAAUGUUUUUAUGCAGCUAUUUGUGUUAAAUUUUCUAUAUGUUUUUUUUUUAUGAUCUAAAAGUUUCCUUUGUUAUUAUGAAGGGCACUUGUUUACUUGCAGCAAAUGUUCUUGUACUGAUCAAAUGUUUUUAUGCAGCUAUUUGUGUUAAAUUUUCUAUAUGUUUUUUUUAUGAUCUAAAAGUUUCCUUUGUUAUUAUGAAGGGCACUUGUUUACUUGCAGCAAAUGUUCUUGUACUGAUCAAAUGUUUUUAUGC